AUGGCCUCCUACUACUACGGAGAUCAGUAUACUCCAUCGCCAACGCCGUCGCCAAUGCACAACCCGAGAUUCUCGGGCAUCCCCCCUCAGCGACCGCAGACCGCGGCUCACUCUCACCACCGAAAUGUCAGCAGUAGUGUCUAUGCUUCGCCCAGGUACAAUAGCAAAGGCGAAUAUGGCACCCAAGCCGACGCUGGCCCCAGCCCUAGAGUGAGUUCGCGAAAGCACAGUUUCUCAAAGCCAAAGCAUUCGCAUCAUCAAACACCAAAGCGCGAGCGCCGCAGCUCUUACUCAUACUAUCGGACCUCGUAUGGGGAUUCCGACGAGGACGAGAUUGUAGAGGUUGAUGGCGUCACGUAUGUGUUGCCGGCGCAGUCGAGGGGUCGUAGAUAUCACGAGUACUAUAAUAAUGCUGCUGCGGGAUAUGGCACUGAUUACCAUUACUACAAGCAGGGUUAUCAAGGUCAAUACUAUGAUGUUCACGGACAUGUCUACUACGAUGAACCCAUUCAGCGCUCGGCCACGCGCGUCUCACAUUCCCGCCGCGCCUCUGGAACUGUUCCCCUUCAGCGACCCCAGACUGUCAAGCCUGAGCGAGCUCGCCAAAGCCAGACGCACCCGCCAAAGCCACGGGCGGCCACACGCCAGGAUGCCGAGAAGCACGGAAUUCCACUCGGGUACUCCUUGAAGCACUGGGAUCCAACGGAGGAACCAAUCAUGCUGCUCGGCAGCGUUUUUGAUUCCAAUUCUCUCGGCAAAUGGAUUUACGACUGGACUGUUUGCUGCCACUCAGCCGGAUCCCCACUUGCGAACGUUGCUGGUGAUCUUUGGCUUAGUCUCAUUCAGCUCUCUGGCAAGAUCAAGCGAGCCGAGGAAGCUAUCAAGAAAGUCCGCCGGACCGCAAACAAGGAACUUCUGGAUGACUUCAUUGUAUCGGGCGAACGUCUCCAGGACAAGCUUCGCGCAAUCCUCAAAAGGUGCGAGGCGCCCAUGUUGGAGGCCGGUGAUAGAGACGGCGGCAGCCUAGGAAAAGGAUCUGGCAGCCAAUUCGUGGAGACGCUCUUCACCGUGGGCCGGGAAUUUGAGAAGGUUGAACGCUUCAUGACACAGACCAGAUUAUGGAACCUGCGCUUUGAUGCUAACUGCACCGAAAUUCUGAAAUAUCCCACACAAUAG
Messenger RNA from Pestalotiopsis fici W106-1, 1176 nucleotides. RefSeq lists its product as uncharacterized. Bases 1 to 1176 code for a protein of 391 amino acids. Lineage: Eukaryota; Fungi; Ascomycota; Sordariomycetes; Amphisphaeriales; Sporocadaceae. The transcript has a single exon. The record is from RefSeq and is a predicted model, not a curated record.